Acanthopagrus latus (yellowfin seabream) is the source of this 2837-nucleotide messenger RNA. RefSeq names its product GDP-L-fucose synthase-like. The transcript is spliced from 10 exons. The coding region runs from base 366 to 1343 and encodes 325 amino acids. The record is from RefSeq and is a predicted model, not a curated record. Gene Ontology annotation, molecular function: GDP-L-fucose synthase activity. NCBI's taxonomy places the organism in Eukaryota, Metazoa, Chordata, Actinopteri, Spariformes, Sparidae. Gene Ontology annotation, biological process: nucleotide-sugar biosynthetic process.
UUUAUAUUUCAUACCGUCUUCAUUCCUCCUACGUGGUCUCAGCUAACGGCUAUUAUCGGUUCUUUGGCUUAGAGUUGUUUCACCGUACUAACUUGUCACUCGGGGGAAAAGUGAAACACUGUCAUAGAAUUUAACAGCAGUAACGUUGUCACAGUUUAUCGAACUAUAUAAGUAUAGCACUCGCCGGGAGGAAUUAAUCUGAACGUGGAUGCCGACUAGCUAACAUUAACUUUGGCUAAUAAACUUACCCCAGGUAAAAUUACCUGCAGUUCUGCUCAGACCGGUCACCUGUGAUGAGAAGCAGGUCACAACAGCCAGACGAGUCUUGGGACGUUGUUGUUGUUGUACAUUAACCGAACAAAGUGAUGAGCUGUCAGGCCAAUAACACUGUUCCAAUGAGGGUGCUGGUGACAGGAGGGUCCGGCUUGGUCGGCCGGGCCAUACAGCACGUGGUCAACGAGGAGGGGGGAGCCAAGGAGGGGGAAGAAUGGAUAUUCCUCUCGUCCAAAGAUGCCAACCUCUUGAACACAGAGGAGACAAUGGCAGUGUUUGAAAAACAUCGACCAACCCAUGUCAUUCACCUGGCUGCUAUGGUUGGGGGACUUUUCAAAAACAUGAAGUCCAACCUGGACUUUUGGAGGAACAACAUCUACAUCAAUGAUAAUGUGCUGAAGGCUGCACAUGCAGUUGAAGUGGACAGGGUGGUUUCCUGCCUAUCCACCUGCAUCUUUCCUGACAAGACCACCUACCCAAUCGACGAGACCAUGAUCCAUAACGGUCCUCCUCAUGAGUCGAACUUUGGCUAUUCCUAUGCAAAGAGAAUGCUUGAUGUUUAUAACAGGGCGUAUUUCGAGCAGCACGAGCGUCCCUACACGUCCGUGAUUCCCACAAAUGUGUUCGGUCCCCAUGACAACUUCAACAUUGAGGACGGUCAUGUGCUGCCAGGCCUCAUCCACAAAACUUAUAUUGCCAAGAAGGAAGGGAAGCCACUGGUGGUCUGGGGCUCCGGCACUCCCAGAAGACAGUUCAUUUACUCGCUGGACCUGGCCCGUCUCUUCAUCUGGGUCCUGAGAGACUAUAGAGAGGUCGAUCCGAUCAUUCUCUCUGUUGGAGAGGAAGAUGAGGUGUCCAUCAAAGAGGCUGCUGAAGCAGUAGUGAAAGCACUGGACUUUAAAGGAGAAGUGGUGUAUGAUACCAGUAAAUCAGACGGCCAGUUCAAAAAGACAGCCAGUAAUGCAAAGCUGCGCCGCCACCUGCCAGAUUUCACCUUCACACCCUUUGACCAAGCUUUGAAGGAAACCUGUGAUUGGUUUGUUGCCAACUAUGACUCAGCCCGGAAAUGAAACCUCUGGCAAACAAAUCGGUAUCAAGUGUCUCCAUCCAUGAUCCCUUUCUUUAGGUCAGAAGGUGAUGGUGAUGGAGAGGACUGUAAGAAAUUAAGGUGGUUCAUCUGCACAGGCAGAUAAAUGACUGAAUGAACGCUUUCAUAUGCUGUCACUCCUGUCUGUGCACUGUCAGCUGGGGCCUGUUCCACAGAGCAAAUUCCUCCUAGUUCAGGUUUAGCCACUAACCUGAUACCUGGGGUAUAUCCCAAGUCCAUUAAAAUGCAUUCAUGUUUUCCUCACAUGGAUGUUAAGACCUAUUUACACACAUUUUUAACUUGAUGGUGAAUCAGAAAACCAACUAAAGAACUUGUGAGCGAUACAGUUUGGUUUCAUCUGUUUUCAGUCUUCACUCCUGUAUGACACACCAGAUCAUUGUCAGAUCAUUCUGUCAACUGCAGCAUCAAAUUGCUGACUAAUAUCCAAGAACUGUGAGACUAUUAAAAACUUGGGUAUCCUCAGAAAUCCCUCCUCACUCCCUACUUUUUGCAGCAUGCAUGAUGGAACAAGCCCUGGACUAAACAUCACUUUGAAUUCAAGUCUGCAACACUGAACUGUAUUUAGGGGAAAUUCUGGUAUUUUUUAAACUUGUGCCCUAUAUUUACAUAUUUGGGUGUGUAAGUGAUUCAUAGUUAACAAAAGUUCUGCUUUAAUCUUGGAAUCCAGGUGUUGGUACAGCUCAAUCAUUUUAGUAAUUGUCUAGUGAGUACAAAUAUUUUUGUAGAUCAAUAUUUAAUCAUUGAAUCACUGUCAAUGUUGGUUUGAAUGGUUUAAGAUUGGGAACUUGAUUAGGUGCUUCAUUUAUAAAGCAGAAAAAAAGAAUGAAACCCGUGUUUAUGUACUUCUUUACAAAACCUGUCUUUGAUUUGAAGAUAAUGACGUACCACUCUGAAACGUCUCCAGUCUUGGUUGUAAAGGUUGGUUGGUUGUAAAGGUGGUUAUAUUUGUUCUGUGUUUCAGCAUCUGAAUUGGGCUUGAACAUGUACAACUGUACCGCUGCCUUGGUCACCAUAUGUAGCGCUGUCAUUUUGGAUCACACUACCCUGCUUGGCAGUUCCCCAGAGGCGAGAUGUCUUGUUCUGUCGCUAAAAUGGAGUGUUCAAGGUGCACUGUGAAAAGGGGUGAUGCAGCAGUGCAAACAUGACAAAAAUACAUAUUUUUUUGUUUUUAUUUAAGUGUGGUAACCUGUUCUACUAGAACCCCCAAAUAAAAUUAUGAACCUUAAAAUCAGCAUAAUGACCUCUUUAAGCAAGGUUUUUUAUUCUCAGUAUCUUUUAUGAAUCAAAUAUAAGUACAUAGUUGAAAAUAAGGAAUACAUCUGAGAACAUUGUUAUAAAUGAGGCCUCUGGCUUUGAUAAUUUAAUGAAGAGCAAGAUGGUUAGGGUAUGGGCUGUUUAAUAGUGGCUUGGAUGUUUUUUAUUCGGUCAAGUGAAAUAAAUGUUUUAUACCUAUAAA